Messenger RNA from Callorhinchus milii (elephant shark), 2191 nucleotides. It is a transcript of the gene mat2b, whose product is annotated as methionine adenosyltransferase II, beta. Bases 30 to 1034 code for a protein of 334 amino acids. Gene Ontology annotation, cellular component: methionine adenosyltransferase complex. The record is from RefSeq and is a predicted model, not a curated record. Gene Ontology annotation, biological process: S-adenosylmethionine biosynthetic process. The transcript has 7 exons. NCBI's taxonomy places the organism in Eukaryota, Metazoa, Chordata, Chondrichthyes, Chimaeriformes, Callorhinchidae. Gene Ontology annotation, molecular function: methionine adenosyltransferase regulator activity.
CUGAUUGGCCGCGGGGCGGGAUUGCCGUUAUGGUGGGGAGAGAGAAGGAGCUGAAGAUCCACUUCAGCCCCGGACACGUCAGCCUCGUGCAGGAGGAUGCCCCUGUGCCCGAUCGACGGGUGUUGGUCACUGGAGCCACAGGGCUCCUGGGCCGAGCGGUUUACAAAGAGUUUGCGGACAAUGACUGGGACACGAUGGGAUGUGGCUAUAAAAGAGCUCGGCCAAAGUUUGAACAAGUGAAUUUGCUGGACCCCUCGGCAGUGCGACAGCUAAUCCAGGAGUUCAAGCCCCACACUGUGGUGCACUGUGCGGCAGAACGGAGGCCUGAUGUAGUGGCCUCUCAGCCUGAACACUCCACUCAGCUGAACGUAAUGGCUUCGGGAUGGAUAGCCAAGGAGUCAGCUGAGAUUGGAGCAUUCCUAAUCUACAUGAGUACAGACUACGUGUUUGAUGGGACCAGUCCACCCUAUCGGGAGGAAGACACUCCCAAUCCCCUCAAUACGUACGGCAAAACCAAACUGCAAGGGGAGCAGGCAGUGCUGCAGAACCACCCAGGGGCUGCAGUGCUGAGGGUUCCGGUGUUAUAUGGUGAUGUGCAAUCUCUGGAGGAAAGUGCUGUCACUGUGUUAUUUGACAAAGUUCAGCACAGUAACAAGUCGGCCAAUAUGGACAACUGGCAGCAGAGAUUCCCUACGCACGUGGGCGAUGUGGCUCGGGUCUGCAGGCAGCUGGCGGAGAGGAGGCUGGAGGAUUCUUGUAUCAAAGGCAUUUUCCACUGGUCGGGUAACGAGCAGAUGAGCAAGUACCAGAUGGCCUGCAUCAUGGCGAACGUCUUCAACCUUCCCAGCAGUCACCUGCGCUCGAUCACAGAGAGCCCCGUGGUGGGAGCUCUCCGUCCUCAGAACACCCAGCUGGACUGCUCCCGCCUGGAGAGGCUGGGAAUCGGACACCGGACACCGUUCCUCACCGGGAUCCGCCGCUGCCUGUGGCCGUUCCUGCUGGACAAGAAAUGGAGACAGACGGUCUUUCACUGACCAUAAAAUGGCUGCAGUGAAGGGCAGAGGCUCAGAGCUUGUGAUAAGUUGUGAAAUCUAGGUUCAGGCAGUGCCCCCUCCCCUCCCCUCACAGCCCACGAGGAGCUUUAGAGGUUUGUGUAACAAUUGCAGCUCAGCCUGAUGAGGUGUUCAGUGCUCAGAGCAAGACGCGGUGAGCGUGGGGAAAGCACUAGUUUAAACAUUCUCCCUUUGGGUUUGUCUCUCUCCCCGCCCCCCCAACCACUGUGUGAGCUGGGCACUGGCUGCCGUCUCCAGGUUCCUUUGAAAUACAUGAGUGCGGUUUAGAGAAAAAACUUAUUAUCAAAGUUUCCAGUUUGUUUCCUAUUGAAAAAAAUCCUCAAGUACUUAACUUCUCAUUCCUCUUAUGGAGGAGUGAAUAAUGCCGCUGUGUCUGUGUGUACGUGCAAGGGUGUAUAUUUGUGUGUGUAUAUGUGUGUUUGCGAGAGAAGGCAGGGAAAUCACAGAUGCAAUAACCUGGCUUGUCCACAUCGCUUCACCCUGUACCUGAAAACUGCUUUGCUUUAGUGAUUGUGCUCCAACCUCACUAGUUUAUUAUUUUGCAAUUCCAGAAAUUCCAAAUACCAGGAAGGCUAUGUGUGUAUCAUGGCUGCUGUCUGUAAGCUAUCAAGUCACCGUUGUAGUUAGAAACAUGUUGCACUGAAACGCAAAUUUAAUUCUGCUCCUGAGACGCUCGUCACACGGGUACAGCAUUACUCAGUGCGUGUUGUUGACUGUGCACUGCAUUGUGACUACAGCUUCAAUCAUACGAGGCCUUGAGUGUGGAGCUGAGACUGGCCCAGGUGACAGCGAUGUGUGGAUGAAGGCCUUGGCUCUGCCCGGAGAGAAGCUUGGCUUUAAGCUUCACAUCUUUGCUGAAUGAGUAGAAGUCGUUUUGUUGAAUGGUUGUUUUGAGCGGUGUGACUGCUGGGCGAGGCUUUGUGGUUUUACACUGAUGCCAAUUGUGACUGUUUAACAGGUUGUCACAGUGACUGUAACACACUCUGGGACAGAGGCUGCUUUCCCCACUUGAUUGUAUGUUGUGCACGUGUCUUGUCACACUCAGUGAAUGUAGAGCUUGAUGGAGUGACUGAUACUUUGACUUUCCUUAUUCUAGUAAAACCAAGGAAUAAAGCUUA